Molecule: messenger RNA, 870 nt
Organism: Carcharodon carcharias (great white shark)
Lineage: Eukaryota; Metazoa; Chordata; Chondrichthyes; Lamniformes; Lamnidae
Gene: mrpl35
Product: mitochondrial ribosomal protein L35
Exons: 4
Coding region: 11-658 (215 amino acids)
Biological process (GO): translation
Cellular component (GO): ribosome; mitochondrion
Molecular function (GO): structural constituent of ribosome
Source: RefSeq, a predicted model, not a curated record
AUUGAUUAUUAUGCAGGAAGAUUUUUUAGAAUUGAAACAUGUCACACUUAAUGAAAAAAGCGUGCCAGGGUCAAGAGCCAGUGUUGCCACAUUGAUUGCAUCAAAGAUGCCACCAACCAUUUCUGUAGGCCCUGGAACAUUGAAGUACUUCCUUCCUUUGGUCCAGAAAAAUGCAUCAAGAGGUUUCUCCGUUACGCAGCUGGUCUCCAGGUUUGCCACCCUCAACCUCCGACAUGUUCAAUCUCCAACUAUAUCCGCAGUAACCAAACUGGGGGCACCUUUGGACAGUAACAUUAUUUGUGCACAUAAAGUCUCUGCUCUCAAGAGCGUGCCUCAUCAUGCUCCUAGUUUUCAACAGCCAGUGAGAGCCCUGACUUACUGCAGUCUGCGCAAAGGAAAACGGAAGUCGGUGAAAUCUGUUGUCAAAAGGUUCCUACGGUUGCACUGCGGUCUGUGGGUGCGGAGAAAGGCAGGUUACAAGAAAAGACUGUGGAAGAAAAGAGCUACAAGAAAACGUCGACUCCGACAGCAUGUCUUCUGCAACAGGACCCAAAGCAAAAUGCUGGACAAGAUGACGACGGAUUUCUGGAAAAGGCGGAACUGGUAUGUGAAUGAUCCUUACCAGAUGUAUCAUGAUCGAACAAACCUGAAGGUUUGAAUAUUUGUGACAAUUCUGGCAAAAUUUUCAGCUGUUCACUGCAUUAAUCCAGAAACAGAAGAAACACCAAAUAUGUUUGGAGUUUAAUGCUGACCAACCUUUUCCAGAAUAACUGACUGUUAAUAUCGGAAAGCUAGGAGACGUUGCUAUAUUUCUUGUAACAUUUAUCUGUACUCUUUAAUGCUCCAUAAUAAAACUUCCAAUCCAUGUAA